AUUGCAAGGAGAGAUUUUCUACUUGGCUGGUGAGAGUAUUUUACUCCACCUGCCAUCUGCUCAAUUAGUUUAUCCCUUUGUUAAUAGGUUGUUCGAGUUCCUUUCAUCCCAUCCGCUUAUCCUACUUAUCCUCUUUGAUUAUUCUUGACAUAGAUACGUGUGUCAACUUCUUAUAACUCCCCACCUACACCUUGCAUACCUAUUAACAGUUGUCAAUCUAUGAAAAUAAAUUAGCAUUUAACAUAGUCUGUCCCCAGUCUCAACUCCUUCCCCAGGAGUCAACAUAUGAGUGUUGGUUUGUAAAUGUCGUUCAAAAGUCAAAUUUCAUCCAAGUUUUCUCUUAUGGUAAAAAAAUUGUGGAGUUCAUUUAGAUAGAAGUAUUUUGAAUAUUAGCAUGUUAAUUUUUUUGUCAUUAAGUUUUGAAUGAGGAUGGAGGGCUCACUAGUGUUCUCUUUGUUUUUGUGAUGGAAAAUAACCACCAGGCUUACUUUAAGAUCAAGUUUUCAGAUACUCAAAUUGUAUUAGCCUUGUUCUAGUUUGUCAUUUCAGUGCAUUACUCAUGUGCCCAAGCUUUGCUCUUGUUCUCCUUUAUACAAGUGGUCGUCUCGCACAACCAAAUUGGGGUGGGCUUAUCUUCUUUUUAUUUUUGUCUUAUAAGAACAUGUUGUAGUUUAAAUAAAUUAUUUGAAUUCCAGACUAAAGGAUAUUAAUUUCGUCUUCUAUUUCUAUUCUUGCAAUUCUCAAGAAGUCAACUUUUCUCUGUUGAUCCCUGCUUUAGAGAAUAAAUAUAAUCUUGACUACAUCUUUUUCCCCUAGAUUCUAUUUUGGUACCAAUGAAAUAAUUGUAAUCAGAACAACUAUUUAGAUGUAUUGGUCUUCAUCAUAGACGUGGAGCUCUUCAGAUUUGAAUGCUUUCCAAAAAGCUUUUGUUGUCCUUUGUUCUCUUUGGAAUAUCUUGAUCAGGUCCGAGGAAAUUAUUAUAUGAGUAUCAACCAGCUAGGUGCUGGAUCUCGCUGGCGCCGAACAACUGGCCAAGAAAUUUACUCACCCCUUCUUUUAGCUUUCACACAUGAGAAAUCAGAAGAUUGGAAAGCUUCUCAUCUGACAAAGGCCACAUCCAUGGAUCCAAACUAUAGUUUACCUCUUAAUGUUGCAUUGAUUACUCUUCAGGAGUUGGAUGAUGGAAAUGUUCUCCUCCGUUUGGCACAUCUAUAUGAGGUGGGCGAAGAUGCUGACCAUUCAACAUUAGCCAAUGUAGAACUGAAGAAGAUGUUUGCUGGAAAAAGGAGUUCAAUCAUACCGUUGCAAAUUGCAUUCACCCGUUCAUCCUGCCGAAUCAUACAAGUAGAGGCCAAUUAUCUAUCUAUCUCUAGUUCUAUGAGAAGUUACCUUACUCGAGAUUUCUCUAACCAUCGAUUUCCGUUUCAAGAGCUCCAGUAUACUCAUCCCAAGGCUGUAAACAUUUGUCUUGGUAUUGGAAUUCGAGCUUUGAGAGUUCUGGAGUUCAUUUUUGGUCCUGGUGGACUUUGUGGCAGACAAGGGGAAUCCUAAUGGGGAGACUCACUAACAAGGUGGAGUUAUGGUGCGUUUUGUGAAAGUGGAGGACCUACUUGCUAGUGUAAUAGAGGUAAAAGGGGAGGGAACCCAUCAUUUUCUAUGAAGAAACAUGUGAGUAGUCGGUUUUUUUUUCAUUGAUUCAGCAGUGGUUAAAAAUGUAAGAAAAACUUUCAUUCAAAGGUGGACAUAUUCCUCAUUAGACAGUAGAAUUGACAGUGAAAUAGAGUUAUUUUUGUCGUUUUGAUUGAAAUGAUGGAGUAUGCCAUGGUUUGCAGUUUGAUGAGUUGAUUGUAUUUCACCAUCCAUAAACAUGAUUGUUUGUGUUGUUUUGAUGGG
Molecule: messenger RNA, 1893 nt
Organism: Ilex paraguariensis (yerba mate)
Lineage: Eukaryota; Viridiplantae; Streptophyta; Magnoliopsida; Aquifoliales; Aquifoliaceae
Source: the annotation of a GenBank genome assembly